AACCGUUCUGCCAGCUUCAGCUUUCAAAGCACAACAGGCACCUGGAGGUUUCCGUCACAUCAGCCGUUCUCUUCCCAGACAAACUCGCUACAAGAACUCGGCGACAUGAGAAGGAUAUUGUGCUGGGGCCUGUGGUGGAUAAUCUUCCAACCCAUGCUUUCACUGAGAGGAGAAAAAAAUACACAUAAUAACCAUACACCACCAACAGUGAUCCAGACAGAGAAGUAUUCUAGAGGAGGACAUAAUGCGUCUGCAACCCACCCCAAGGUCACCGAGGAAGACCACAAUAAGUGCAACGGAACAACCUUGUUAGACCACAUAAAUGCAGAACUGAAAGCGUUUUGUUCCCCACAUGCUUGUCAAGCUUCAAACAGGGUUUCUAAAAAUACUACCUCAUGUUUCAUGAGAAAUUACACCCAGAAUUUGAAGAUGCAACAUAAACAUGAUGAAGAUGUGAAAACAUUUCAAUUCAUGGAGAAAGUUUUGGAGGAAACAGAGGUGACUAACGAGACACAUAUCCAUGAGGAAAAUAUCAUGGCUCUCCUACAUAAACCUGCCAGUCCUUUCAAAGGUCUUAAAAUUUUUGCCAAUGACAAUGAGGUGACAUCAGGUGUGAUCGCGCCAAACAGAUCGGUGUUGGUUCAUCUGCCUCCAGAGUUGAAUCCUGGCGAGGAAAAUACAGUUGUGUUCUCCAUGAUUCAGCUUCCCAAAGAGGCUGCUUUGGAGCGCUCAGAUGAACUGUAUGAUCGUCGGCUGCUUGGCCUGAGCGUGCGUGGCAAGAACAUUUCAGGACUUCAGGAACGAGUCAACAUCACCAUAAAUUUUACAACAAGCAUAAAUGUAACAGUUUUAUUGUUAAACUCAAGCUUAAAACUUGUGUUUGUUUUUGAAAGCUGCCUGGCCCACAUCCCAACACUGAGGAGUUUUAAGUUCUUUACAAAAAAAAUUAAAUCUUUGGUCUGGACUGUUUCUGGAUGAGAGGGGAUUUGGGAACAGUGGAAGGGAAGAUGAGUCUAAAGAGAAGAACAGGGACAUGAUGAUGGGGUCGGAGCUUACUGCAGGGUUGGUGAUCGUCCACCAUGGAGAGGCAGUCCAUGGCGGAGCGGUCUGAGCAGAGAUGGUUCCAGGAAACAAGUGAGAUUGAGGUCAGAGAUUAUGAGAAUGGAACCUCAGCGCAAUGAAUAUUUGCAAAGGCGAUCAUGUUUCACAGGGAUUGAUGAAGGAAAGAGUUGUCUUUGAGAAACCAGCCACGGUAGAAAUCCAGAUCUUCACCGAGACCUUGGAGAUGAUUGCAGAGAGCUGGAGAGUCAUGGAGGAGUCGAUCCAGUUUGUUGAUGGGAAAACUUUUAAAGGGCACAAAAAGAGGUAAGGAAUCACACAGGAAUCACACAGGAAACCUCAGAGCAGAACUGAGGGGCUUGAUGUUACCACAGUAGGUUAACACCCAGGCACUGAAGGGAUGGAUUCAGGCUCCUCUAAAGCUCCUCUUGAUGACGGUAGAUAAGCUGUGACAGCAUUCUAGGAGGAGGACUGCUGGGACUAGAAACAGACUAAAAACAGCCCAGAUCCCAACAUGUUGUUUCAGAAUGUAGGUGAUCUGGUUUAGUAAAGAUACAUGAAAAUAUCAUCUGAUAUUGACCUCUACUAAACAAUUUAUUUUUGCAUUUUAGGAAACCCUGAGGCCAGUGUGUGUGUUCUUAAAUACUACGACACAAAAUUUUAGCGUGGAUGGCUGCGUUACCCUGUGGGAUCGUAGUCAGAGUCAUGUCACCUGUUCCUGUGACCAUCUCACAUACUUUGGCGUGCUUUUGGUGUCUCAUACAUUUACGUCUAAUGGAAGUGUCUCAUACGGAAGCAUCUCCUCUAGAGACGCUGAGAUCCUGUCCUACAUCACCUACAUCGGCUGUGGCAUCUCUCUGUUUGCUCUAGUCAUCACGGUUU
Molecule: messenger RNA, 1941 nt
Organism: Xiphophorus hellerii (green swordtail)
Lineage: Eukaryota; Metazoa; Chordata; Actinopteri; Cyprinodontiformes; Poeciliidae
Exons: 10
Coding region: 106-978 (290 amino acids)
Source: RefSeq, a predicted model, not a curated record